UUCUUUUUUUUUUUUUCCCUUAUUGCAUGGUAAACAGUUUUCUUUCACUAAAAAGAAACAGGUCAAACAAAGGAAGCAGCAACUCUAUAAAUGUAAUAUUUAAUAAAAUCAUCCAUGGCUCAUUUUUUACGAUUAAAAAGCCGAAAAAAUUUAACAAUGAUGCAUCAUUUGAACAUAACCGAUACAACCAACAAAAGCAGAAGCGAAAGCAGGCGAGUAGAAGCAUCCUGUUAAAUCCUGAUCAAACACAAUCAGCCAUUCUGGUUCCAUGCGCAAAAAAACCAAAGCAUAUUCGCCACUAUUCACAUGUAUCUUGUAUAUCAGCAUCCAAUAUAACCGUAAAUUCUGAAGAUUUAACGGCAAAAGAAUUUGCAGAGAUUGCUGGUAUUCGAAUUUUAUCCGAAGACGAAGAGGAGGAAGAACAAUAUAGAAAGAAGAAGUGUACAUUUUGUAAAAAGAGCUCUGUGAUUAGUAAUAGUCAUUAUACUACAGUAUUAAGCAGUACUAGUAUCCAUGCAGGCCAUAGUUCUAGUAACCAUAGCAACCGUAGUUCGAUGACAACACAUAGUAAUGAUACGAUUAGUACUAGUGGUACUAGUAAUAGUACUACUAGCAACAUCAGCCCUAAUAACAUAAAGAUCUGGGAUUCAGAAUUCUGGAAACACCCAAAAAAGCAUAAUAAUGAUAAUAAUACGACUAGUAAUACCAACAACAGUGAGUUACCUAUCAUGCAUGAAUUAAAAUCAAAUAUACCUUCUCGGCACUCAGAUACCUACAUAAAAAAAGGAAGAUUUGAAAUCACAAUUGGCGUAGAUUACCAACACCAUCAGCAUACAAACAGCAUGACAACUACAAGUAGUAGUAGUGUCAUCGAAUGGAAACGUAAAUCCUCAAGAAAUAUAUGAACUGACUCAUCUAUACUGGAUCCAAUUAAAUUUCACUGAGUCAUAAUUUUUUGAUAAUAAAAAAGCUGUCAAAUCAUAAUACUCUUUCUG
Messenger RNA from Rhizopus microsporus ATCC 52813, 995 nucleotides. RefSeq lists its product as uncharacterized. The coding region runs from base 27 to 905 and encodes 292 amino acids. NCBI's taxonomy places the organism in Eukaryota, Fungi, Mucoromycota, Mucoromycetes, Mucorales, Rhizopodaceae. The record is from RefSeq and is a predicted model, not a curated record. The transcript has a single exon.